This is a messenger RNA of Naegleria fowleri, 1026 nucleotides long. RefSeq lists its product as uncharacterized. The transcript is spliced from 2 exons. The record is from RefSeq and is a predicted model, not a curated record. The coding region runs from base 1 to 1026 and encodes 341 amino acids. Lineage: Eukaryota; Heterolobosea; Eutetramitea; Acrasida; Naegleriidae.
AUGAACAACAACACCUCUUCUUCUGCACUCAUGAAAAAGAUUGUCAUUUUGACAGGAGCCAGCGAUGGUUUAGGAAAGAGUGCUGUCCAACAUUUAGUUUCCGAUCAUUUCAAUUCCGAAAAGCAAGCAGUGCAUGUCAUUAUGGCUUGUCGUUCAGAAGAGAAGGCACUCAAUGCCAUGAAAGAAAUUGAAUCUCACUUGUUGAACACCACUUCCUCUUCUUCCAUAAAAGGAAGUAUGGAAUUUAUGAAAUUGGAUUUAUCGGAUUUGGAAAGUGUGAAAGAAUUUGCCAAGAAAUUUCUAGAGAAGAAUUUACCUUUGCAUUCAUUGGUGUGUAAUGCUGGAUGCUGGAGUUCUAAUGAUCGAAAAACGACCAAACAGGGAUUUGAAAUGACUUAUGGAAUCAAUCAUUUGGGUCAUUUUCUAUUGGUUCAUCUUCUUCUCGAUAAACUCAAACAAAGUGCUCCCACACGAGUGGUCAUUGUUGCUUCCAGUCUCCAUAAACGAGGAAACAUUCAAGAGCUUCUUCAAGAUCCUAAUUGUGAACAUUCCAAAUUCUCUGGAAAUCAAGCUUAUAAUAAUUCCAAAUUAGCCAAUGUUCUUUUUGCCUAUGGUUUAGUGAGAAGAUUGUCACAAGAGUCUGAUUCUUCUUCCUCAUCAACAAUAGGACAAUCAUCGUCAACCUCUUCUUCCAACAACAACCACAAUACAGCCAAUCAUCUUCCUCAAUGUGGAGUGAGUGUCUAUGCAUUGCAUCCAGGAGUGGUCAACACUGCCUUAUUGAGAGAAGCAAUCCCAUCGUGGAUUAAACCAUUGACUUCACUCUUUUUCCAAACUCCAGAAUAUGCGGGUGGAUGCAUUGCGUAUCAUGCCAUGGAUUCAAAACAAGAGGGAGUGACAGGCAUGAAAUUUUAUGAUCAAUGGAAGGAAAAGAAGAGUGUGAAGGAUAGUUAUCAAGAAAAGUAUCAGGAUGAGUUGUGGGAAAUGUCCAUGACUCAAUUAACACCUUAUUUGAAAGCGGAUUGA